CGGGUCAUCAUCUGAUGCUCUGCCUGAUGGGAAUUUGAAAAGUAAAUGCAGGAUUAGGGGAUUACGCCAAAGUGUUGAAACGUGGCCAGGAUCAUGACACAGCAGCACCUGCCCUGCGCCGGGGCUGAGCUGAAAAGCAACUUGACCGGGAGAUCCGCUUCCCUGUCUCCAUGCCUACGGCGAGGGGCUGUUCGUGUUUUACCGGAGCAUGCUCAGUUUGGCUCGCUUCCCCCUAACAAUAGCCAGCGAGAGGGCUCGACUGACACACACACACACACACACAUACACCCUCUCUCAGAGUCUACCCCGGCUCGCAGUGGGAGCGAGACGGAGAGGAGAGGCUGCACGCUGUGGGGCUGCCGGGCUGCUGAGCUCACAGCACAAUCCAGCCCACAAAAACACACUGAACAAAGCUCCGACCGGCUCGAUAAAAAGGCUCCUGGUGGAUCAUCAAAUACCGGAGAGGAGGGCGGGAGGGGCGCAGACAAACGAGAGGAAGCUGGCUGCCCUGGGAUCUGAGUCAAUGACCUGUUGGACAACACAAGAAGCACGGAGGAUUAAUUAAAAUGGGGAGGCCAUACUUGUUACCUGCCGACUGUGCGACUGAGGGCCUCUCACUCUGCCCACAGCCAUGCCAGACGUGAAGCUUCCCCCACCAUGUGACUACCCCUCCACUUCCUCUGUUGCACUCUCCGCCAGCUCUCCUGCUGGCUGCAGCUCUCCCCUGCACCUCAGGAUCGACAUGGAGCCCUGCAUCGCCAACCUCCGUCUGUCCCCUGACCCCUUGAGCUCGUUCCCCCGCCACAGGCCCUUCCAUGCUCUGUCGUACCCGCUGAUGGCCAGGUGCAACAGCAGCACCUUGCUCACCAACUUGGGGUUGAGGUAUUGUUCCAGCCGUCAGGGUCCUCUGGGGGUAGAGCGAGGGCAGGGGGUGGUCCGGGGCUCCUGCAUCGAAGCUGGAAGCAAUGGCAGCAGGCCUUACAGGAGUAUGGAGAACUUGAACUGGAACACCGUAGGAGAUUCUGGCUUGUGUGCACUCAGUGCUGCACCUUGCAGGAGCGUGGACAGCGAGUUUAUUUUACGGUACACCUCUUCUAGCCACUGGUACGACGGACCUCCUGAUGGAUCUGUGCUAGGGGCCCACGGGCUGGUACCCAACGCAGAGAGUUUGGCAUUCUUUCCUCGACACGGGCUACCCAGAAAGGAUCUGCCACUCUUCCCCCAGCUGCUGCUUCCAGGUGGUGUUGAUGAAUGGGAUACAAGGAAGGAACUAAGGGAGAAACUCCGUCUGCAGAGUGCAAGAUCUUCUGUUGAGCCUCUGAGGCCACUCCCAAUGCGGCCUCAGGUGAACCCAAAUGCUGUUGCCAUUGAACGAGAAGGUGCGCAUCAGGGAAUUCCAACAGGCACUUGCUCUAGGCCGACAUGCACAAUACGUACGUCUCCAGAGGAGAUCAAGCAGGAAGUUUUGAGGCGUUUACAACUCAGGCGGCAGAACAGCAGCCCCAACCUGACCCUCCAAAGCUCUCAGUCCAGCGCAAAAGUAGCCCAGACGUCCUACACAACAGAUAACAUUGCAGGGAACCCAAGUGGGAGAGAGUCUGUCUGUGAGCGUCGUAGACCUCCUGUGGGGCGUCUGUACAUCCCAACAUUUGAGGAGUUUAAGAGAAUGAGGCAGAAGGAGGGAAAGCAAAGCAAGGAGUCUACAGGACGUGAACAAGACCUGCUGCAAAAUAAUGAAUCCUUUUCUGAUCAGACUGAGCCUCUGCUUGGACCCGGUGGAGUUCAGAAAGGUAAUUCUAGAGGUGAAGAAGGCGAAGGUGUAGCUAGAAUCGACGAGGCCCUGCAAACCACCACCUCUACAGAGAAACCUGCUUCAAUCACGACGACCAGUAACAGCACCACAGUUCCCACAUUGCUCUGCGGCUCUGUCACCAGCAGGAACUCCCCCAUCCGAACAGGCCCGUCUCCACGUUCGCCCCUUCAACCCCAGGCCUGCACAGUCCAAGCCCAGGAUAAAGCCAUUGUUGUAGGAGGAGAUGAAGGGAGCGCCAGGCGCAGGAGGAGCAGUCUGGAACCAGCUGGGUCGGUUCCCUUCCUUGCCAGCAGAGAGAACUGGGAGCGUCCGUCCAGCUGCUGCCCGGCGCUACUUCUGGAGGGAACGGACCUGUCAAAGUAUGGAGCCAAGAUAUAUAAGAUGAGGGAUGGGCUCAUCGGAUCUGCACUGGACCUCAUCAAGAAAAGCUGCAGUGCAGAGAUCUCCGCCGAGGCCCCAGUCAAGCUGUCAGGUGACCGGGACGGAGGCUGUGACAUCACCGCCCCCUCGCCCGACUGUCAGCCUCUCGCCAUUGCCAUGGCAACGCCGACAACGGCCUGCAGAGCCGAGGCUGGCGACGAGGCGUCUGCAGGAGAAGCGGCAGGAGAAAGGGAAGAGGCUGGAGAAUGCCACGCGGGCCUGGGUUGCAGGCGCUCCAGCUCGGACGCAGCCUACGAGCAGGCGGAGACGGUGAGGGCGCAGCGUGAGUGUCGCCUCCGGCCCCACUACAGCGAUCCCAUGCCGGCGGACGCCUCCAAACGCAAACAGCUGGAAAUGAAGAUCGCCGCCGCUGCCCGGAUCCAUAGUCACCGCCGAGAUAGGGACAGGGACAGGGACAGAGACAGAGACAGUGCUCCAGCAGCAAUCCGCGGUCACUCUGAGCCGCCGGGCGAGGAGCGUCAGGCGGUUCUGGGCGUGACCCGCUGCGGGCAGCACCGCUGGAGCACCAUCAGCAGCCUGAGCUCAGACAGCGGAGUAGUGGGCCUGAGCGACGAGCGGGACGAAGAGGACCGCGAGCCCCGGCGCCACCGCAGAACCAGGGGGGCAGAGGUGGAGCGGGUGGACAGCGGCAUCGGCCCGGGCCUGUCCCGCACCUGGAAGAGGCCGUCCGCCUCUCUGAGGGCGUGGGAAUCCCAGAGGCCGUGCCCCGACUGCGGACAGAGAGACGGCGUCUCCAAAGAGCGGGGGGAGCGGAUGUGCGAGCGCUGCUCCAAGCUGCGGACCGAGCGCAAGGAGGCCAUCUUGGAGUUCUUGAACACCGAGUCGAGCUACGGCGAGGACCUGCGGAUCAUCAAGGAGGAGUUCUACUGCCCCAUGCAGAGCGCCGGGCUGCUGACGGCCGAGCAGCUUGCUGUGGUGUUCGGCAACGUUCAGGAGCUUAUAGACGUCAACGACCGCUUCACUGAACACCUGCAGGACAGCAUUGAUCAGGCCUUUGACCAGGGUGACGACGACCUGCUGACCGUAUACAUUGGAGAAAUCUUUCUAGAGUUCGUCAACAUGCUCCCAGCCUUCCAGACCUACUGCCUGCAGCAGUCCACCUCGGUCAACAUGCUCAACACUCUGGAGAAAGAGAAAGAACUGCUCAGAAUAUUCCUGGAUGUUUCCCAGAACGACAACACCGCACUGCGUCGUAUGAACUUGCGCUCUUUCCUCAUGGCGCCGCUCCAGCGCGUUACCAAGUACCCACUUUUGUUGAGCCGCAUCAUUAAGGUCACUCCUGAAUGCCACCCGGACUACGCUCGCCUCCGGGAGGCCAAAAGUCGAGUGGAGUCCCAUCUGGAGCACAUCAACAUGAAGACCAAGCAGGAGGGUAACGGUGUCACCUGGUCCCUGCGCUCAUUCCGUCGCGACAGCCGCAAGAACCGGGAGGUCAUCAACAUCGAGAUGCGAGAGGUGUCAAUGAAGACCGUGGGUUGGGCAAGAGAAAACACCCGGUUUGUCAUGGAGGGACCUCUCCAGCUGUCCCAGCCAGCAGAUGGUCAGUGGUUAAAAAAGGGCAGCAAGGCCCUCAAGUUCCAAAACGUGCAGAGUCUACUGAUGGUGAGGACACAGAGGGGCGGCGACUCCCCAGGGCAGGCCACCGACGUCGGGCGGCAGGGGGAAGACACGGGGGAGAGCGUUCGAGACGGAGUGCUGGUCUUAAUCAAGGACAAGAGUAGUGGGAAGUUUGCAGUGCUGAGAGAGCCGAUCCGUCUCGCAAACUGCGUGGUGUCAUCAGAUCCGGACUGCGAGGACACCUUCGAGGUCCUCGACAUCCGGCGGGAGUCGUUUGUUUUCCGUGCCUCGGACAAAUCCCGUACCCAGCAGUGGUUCCAUCAGAUGAAGAGGUACGCCCGAGACUUGGGCUCCUGGAGGAAAAGGCGCAACGCUUUGCCUAACAUCAUGAUCAACGCCAACCAGACGCGUUCCUGAGGCUAGCCUCCACCACCUUGUUGUUCCACUGUAAAUAACCCCAAAUCUCUCAACUCCAGAAAUCCAAUUGCAACAUCUCCUGAGCAACACCGCUGUUCUGACGUUUUAGAUUUCGGUAAACAAUCACACAAUCUGUCUCACAUUGUGUGUGAGAAAACGUAGCACUUUUUUUCCAUAUGAAGCAGUAAGUGCGCCAUAUAAUUGUAUGUAGAUUUCAUUUUGAAGCUGUUACAAAAAAAAGGGAGAAAAAUACCAGUUUUUUUGAACGACCAAAAAAUACUUGGGCUGUUCUUGAAAGCCUUGAUUGUAAAGACUGUUGAGUACCUAAAGGUGUGUUUGAUUAAUAGCAUGACUGAACAUGACUGGCUGCAAAAAAAGAAGAAAAAAAAAAACUAUUAUGUCAUUUUUAUACAAGACAGUGAGGAUUGCAGACAUUUUUGGUAAGAGACGGUAAAGAUGUCUUCAGUUUUUUGGUUGUUUUUUUCAGUGGUUUAUGUUUUGUUGUCACUGCCCUUUUAUCUUUGUGUGCUGCCCUCUACUGUCUGUAGGCGGCAUAACAACUUUCACUGCCAGAGAUGCAGUUGAGCAGAGCCUCUCCAUUAGGCUGAGAGCAGACCUUUAACAUAUCUGUAAUUCAAUGGGAUUUCAUGGAACAGCAAUAAUCUCAGCCAGUUUAACAAAGUAGCUACUUUAUAUGCAGUUAAUUCCCUCUUAAUCUGCAGCUGGUCCUUCUGUUUUAUGUUACUGGGCAUUGUGGCAGGUUUGAUGAUUAAUGCGUCGCUUCGUUAUUGCGACUCCAAGAAAGCCUCUGUUUUCGCCUUUAAAACCGAAAUCAUCCUGUUGUCAUGAAAUCAAUUUUUAAAAAUUGUGUUUUAUGGAUAGCGAACAAGACUAGUCAGAGAUGCACCAAGAAAUUCAGGCUACCGAUCUGAAUUAGUCCAUUUUGAACCCGUUGACCAGGUAGUCGGAAUCUCAAAUAUCCAAUGUUUUUUUUCUGUCACUUGAAUGCACCACACCUCAGUGCUGGCAAAAAUACGCUUCAUCUGUUUUCAGGACCUGAGGUGUUCAAAAUUUAGUCCAAGGGGGAAAAAAUCUAUUUAAUAACAAUAAAUUAAUUUCUAUGAUAUUGUGAGACACUUUUAUGAUUCAUUCAGACCGUGAGAGAGCAAGACUUUCAUCAGAUAACAGGAAGGCUGAACAUUUUACAGCAAAGUUGCUUUGUGUAAUUUGAUGGCACUCUUAUACUCUGUCUGUGAUGGAUUAUGCAGGAUUUCGAAAUGUUGGCUGCCUUUUAAAAAUUCAAUACAAGAUGCUCAAAAUGGUUCAAAUUGUCAACUCCGUGAAUUUUAUGUCAUUUUAAAAUCGUACAUUCCUCCUUUUCUGUAACUUCCGUGUCACACAUGGCGUGGCAGUUCCCCCUGUCCAAAUAUAAAUAUCUGUUCAUUGCAGGAUGGAUAAUAAAAUAUAUUGAAUUCUGUUCUUAGAGAAAUUUAAUUAGUGUAAAAUUGCUAAAGGCAUUUCAAAGCUUUACAAAUGCUGGGGAUUGUAUGUCGGCCACAAAACGGUGCAUCUCUAGUACUAGUCGGCCUCUUUGUUUGUCAAGGGCAGAGUUUUUCAUCCAUGUACUCAGUGCAUCAGCAGCUGCAUAGAUUGAAACUAUAAUAGGUGCACUUUUAUUUCUUUAAUUAACUACAAGUUGUUUUUGUCACUACAUAAUUCAGAUAUUUUCCUCAGCUCUUUUUAAAAGUUCAUGGAGAAAGAAUUGCACUCUUAGACCCUGAAAACCAAAGUCUUUAAGUAUUGAAGUCUUACACUUUACACAAUUAUGAUUAUAAAUAGAAAAGAAAAAUCACAAUUUACCAUUUUAUUUUCAAGAAGUGACCCAUUUCGGUUUUUCGGCUCAUGUCUAAUUGUCUCAUUGUCAUAAAAAGUAAGCAUUCUCUACGAAGGCUGAAAAACUCUGCUCACCUGACGACCCCAAGGCUGGAAGAGAGCGUCCCGAUCAUGUCACCAUGACAGGUUAUUAACUGUGUUCUGAGACCAGCAAUGAGCUGUUGUGCCUUUUCUACUUUAUUACUGUUAGACGAAGACUGACAAAUUCGCAAUCUUGCCACAGUAGCAUUGACCUCCGCUAAGCAGACGAGCCUGCCCUGUGUCUGCACUCACAGGCAAUAUAAUUAUUCCUUUUACAGUGAACUGCCUUCUUUUUUCAGUGUUUUUUUAACCAAUGUUUUUUUUUUUUACUUCUGAAGGCUUUAGUUUGAAGCACUUUAUAUUUAAGUGAAAGAUUUUACUCUCCAGUAUAACUGCUGGUGAAAUGCGUGUUCCUUCAUUGGCGAAGAUAUUGGGUUGACUGGGCACAUCGAGACAAAGUCGGUCAAGCCGAUAAUUUCAGACCAUUGCUGUUAUGUUUAUUAUAAAGUAGCAUUAAGAAGAACAUAUCACUGUUUCGGAGGGCAGAGCUGCUCGACUCCACACUAAGGCUCAUUUGCUGUUGGGAGGACAAAAAAA
Xiphophorus hellerii (green swordtail) is the source of this 6739-nucleotide messenger RNA. RefSeq names its product Rho guanine nucleotide exchange factor 49 (gene arhgef49). Gene Ontology annotation, molecular function: guanyl-nucleotide exchange factor activity. The record is from RefSeq and is a predicted model, not a curated record. NCBI's taxonomy places the organism in Eukaryota, Metazoa, Chordata, Actinopteri, Cyprinodontiformes, Poeciliidae. The transcript is spliced from 8 exons. Gene Ontology annotation, biological process: positive regulation of Rho protein signal transduction. The coding region runs from base 632 to 4228 and encodes 1198 amino acids.